Molecule: messenger RNA, 1317 nt
Organism: Notolabrus celidotus (New Zealand spotty)
Lineage: Eukaryota; Metazoa; Chordata; Actinopteri; Labriformes; Labridae
Gene: timm21
Product: translocase of inner mitochondrial membrane 21
Exons: 6
Coding region: 257-997 (246 amino acids)
Biological process (GO): protein import into mitochondrial matrix
Cellular component (GO): TIM23 mitochondrial import inner membrane translocase complex
Source: RefSeq, a predicted model, not a curated record
UGACGUCAACAGAAUGCGCCAUGAGAGUAGUAUUUACAUGAAUGACACCCCCGUAGCCCACUAUGUGAGCUAUGUGUGUGAGUUAGUAUAGUAAGCAGUUCAUUCAUGUUGUACAAAGCUUCAUUUUUCUAAUAUUUUAACAGCCUACUGCAGGAUACUGAGGUGCAGCCUGCUAGCUGUCGUGCUACUACUCGCCUAGCUUUCUUUGCAGGUUAACAAGAGUUCAAUGUGCAGCUAACUCAUAGAGGACAGUAUCAUGGCUUACACGCAGAUAUUGAGAGCUCUGCACCGGAAUCUGCAGCAGACUGCUUCACAGUCCUCCGUGCAGAAAUGCUUUCUGAUCCACACACACAGGGCGGUGUCGACAGGGUCCAGACUGACCUUCCACAGGAGCGGGGAGGCUCCCUCGUCUGUCCCCGCUCUGAGCUGCUUCAUCCAGGCGCAGACUCGGCGAGGUUUCACCCUCAACUACUCAGACAGAAACAAAACCAGCCCCGAGGACAGAGACAGAUCCGUGUCCAGGUAUCAGGGUGGAAGUCCAAAACACUCAGCCUCUCAGAAAGUAAAAGACGCGGGCAGGGACUUCACCUACCUGAUCAUCAUUCUCAUCGGGCUUGGAGUGACAGGGGGGCUGUUGUAUGUGGUUUUCCAGGAACUGUUUUCAUCCUCAAGUCCAAAUAAAAUCUAUGGGAAAGCCUUCAACAAAGUCCGGUUGGACCCCGAGGUGAUUGGUGCAUUUGGGGAGCCAAUCAAGUGUUACGGGGAAACUACACGCCGAGGAAGGAGACAGCAAGUCAGUCACAUGGAGUACCUGAAAGGCGGUGUGAAGCACCUACAGCUGAAGUUUUACAUCGAAGGCUCAGAGCCAGGCCGCAAGGGAACUGUGCAUUCAGAGUCAAAGGAGGAUCCUGAAACCGGGAAAUAUGAGUUUCAGUAUAUUGUUGUGGAGGUAGACACCUAUCCGAGACGAACCAUCAUUGUGGAAGAUAACCGAUAAGACACAUUCAGGACACAUGAGUGUUACGUCAGUGAAAAAACAUUUAUGUUUCUAAAAGUAACGGACAAGCAGCCAAAGAUUGACACUGGAUUAAUUUCACUUUGAUAUAACAGUGCUGUUAUGUUAGACGUUAUUCGUUUUGAGUGAUCUGGCUUUUGAACACCAACAAACUGGUCAGCGUAUAGUGAGGAGCUUUGCAAAGCACAGCCUCUUUCACUGUAAAUGAUAAUUGAUUCUUAUAUAUCAUGGCUAAUAUUCAUAAUCGUGCAACAAAAGUUGAAUUGCGCCAGAAAAAACUAAUAAAUGUUUUGAAAAAAAAA